AUGCGACAGGUCGAAUCCUUCGUUCUGUCGAUCAACGAGAACAUCCCGAUCAUCAUUGUCCUAAAUGUCUUGCGUUGUGUUGGUGGAAGGCGCAGCGUCGAGGAGCGAGCAGGAUUCCUGUGCCUGAAGUAUGGCCAGUUUGAUGCUGAGGAUUGCCAGGAGGACAAAGGGCCUAUGCUGCUGGCGCUUUGGUGGACUGAGGCGGGCCUGGCUACAGUCGUUGUCGGUCUGAGAUUUUAUACGCGUUAUCUUAUGCGAGGCAUAGUCAUUGAAGACUGGCUGAUGCUCCUGGCACUUUUAUUAUUCUAUGCAGCUCUAGCUUGCUCCUCAGUCUUGGUCUACUACGGAUUGGGCCGGCACGAGGAGACUCUGACUGCAGGCGAGAUCCUCCAGGUCGCCAAGUGGAAUUGGAUACCGCAGCCUUUCAGCAUCAUGAACCUCGCUGUUGUAAAGCUGUCAAUGUCGUUUCUGCUGCUACGGAUACUAGGGCCUCAGGCCAGAUGGUCCAAGUGGUUUCUCUACGUCAACAUGGUCCUUUUCACUACCACAAUGAUCGUCGCCAGCAUCAUUACCUUUGUCCAAUGCGAUCCACCUCGGGCCCUGUGGGAGCCGGUUCCUGGCGCCAAGUGCUGGGACGCCUCCGUCCAGGCAGGUUACGCUACUUUUGGUGGCGUCUACAGUGCAUUUAUGGAUUUCGCUCUGGCUUUGUUGCCACUUGGUAUCCUUCGUGGACUGACCAUGUCGCUUAAAAGGAAGAUAGCGCUGGCUCUGUUGUUGGGAGCUGGGAUUCUGUCUGGAGUGUUUGGCAUCGUCAAGACUACAUUAUCUAACACCCUGGCCAUUCGAACCGACAUCAGUUGGGAAAUAGUCCCGCUGUACGGCUGGGCGGGUGCCGAGGUGUUUAUCAACAUCGUGUGCGGGAGCGUGCCGAUCUUAAAGCCUCUCUACGACAGGCUCGUCCAUAAGAAGCCACUGCGCACAAGCAGAGCCCAGUACGAACACUACGACACAGAACACUCUGAGAAAUCGAAAUCAGAGUCCAAGGGUAACACCUUUUACGGGCGGCACAAUGACCUUCGUGACAUCUCAGCCGUUGAGCUCAACCAUCCAGGCAGUGGUCUAUCUCAUGACGUGGAGCGGUUCGUGCCGCGUGAAGACUAUACUACCACCGUGCAAUUUAAUGAUGGACAUAUAGAUGACAGGGUUGGCACGGCAUUGUAG
This is a messenger RNA of Diaporthe amygdali, 1221 nucleotides long. RefSeq lists its product as uncharacterized. NCBI's taxonomy places the organism in Eukaryota, Fungi, Ascomycota, Sordariomycetes, Diaporthales, Diaporthaceae. The transcript is spliced from 5 exons. Bases 1 to 1221 code for a protein of 406 amino acids. The record is from RefSeq and is a predicted model, not a curated record.